Suillus clintonianus is the source of this 558-nucleotide messenger RNA. RefSeq lists its product as uncharacterized. The coding region runs from base 1 to 558 and encodes 185 amino acids. The transcript has 6 exons. Lineage: Eukaryota; Fungi; Basidiomycota; Agaricomycetes; Boletales; Suillaceae. The record is from RefSeq and is a predicted model, not a curated record.
AUGGACAACAUUGUGUCGUACGGUACAGAUGUGUUGAAGGCACACCCUGAUUACAGGCAGAAGGUGCUGGACGUGUACCGCACCGCUAUGACGAGCCCACAACUGGAGGACAAUGACAAGAUUAACAGUGUUACACUACCUCUUGCUGUCGACUGCAGUGAGAAGCUCGAUGUCCGUGGCAAUUGUAUUGUCAUGGACGUCGAGAACUUCCUCAUAGGCUGGCCAACAUAUAUGGUUGAGUUCACGCCCAAAAAACCAGGACCUGUAAAACUAACUAUACAUUUAAAAGAUGCUUCAAAGGGAGUCUGGGUCGAGGAUGAGGACAGUGAUGCAGAGACGGUGAUAGUUGUAUCAACUAAAACUCGCAAAAGCUCCUUCACUCGUGCUAGUACCAUCCACAAUGCCGACACUACCUUAGUUUCUGAUGUGCCCUCUGAGUCUAAGAAUGACACCCAACUUGUUAGCGCAACUCCGGUACACCUCAUAGGUAUCCCCAAAAACCUCAGACUCCAAACCAUUGGUGCCGACUGGCACAACUUGUUGUGGCGCGAGGUUUGA